Molecule: messenger RNA, 1187 nt
Organism: Chilo suppressalis (striped riceborer)
Lineage: Eukaryota; Metazoa; Arthropoda; Insecta; Lepidoptera; Crambidae
Source: the annotation of a GenBank genome assembly
AUUAAUGAUAUGGGCAUUUUUAAGUAGAUUGUGUGAUAGCCCUUCACAAUGUAUUUGUAUCCGAAACGUAAUGGUGGUGUGAAAAAUUAAGUACCUAACGAAAACUUGUCUUCUUCUAUUUUUCGUAUUUUUUUUUAUUAUGAUCUCAAAAACUUUUUUGAAGUUCUAUUUUUGAAAACGAUUCGGUGAAAAUGUUUUUGAGACAGUUUGUGUUUUGUUUUGCGCUGUUGUUGCUAACGGAAUACUUCGAUGAAACGUUUGGUUUAUCGGAAGGUGACCAAGGAGUAUGCGCUGUGAAAAUAAGUUCGAAGAAAACAAAGAAGAUUUCUUACACUAGGAAUAGUAACAAAUGGUGCGGCAAAAGGAAAUGUAUCGUGAAGGCGAUGAGAAUUCAACCAUAUGUAGUCACUUCGGACGUGAUGAUGUGCUGCAGCGGUUGGCAGUACCAGUCGCAGCAGGAUACAUGUGUGCCUCUCUGCAGCACGGGCUGUCACGGGGGCCGCUGCGUAGCCCCCGAAAGAUGCCAAUGCGACCCGCCUCUGCUUCUCGACCCAGAACACCCCAACACCUGCUUCACUCCCACCUGCGAAUCUUCAUGCUUCAACGCCGAUUGCACUUCAAACAACACAUGUACAUGCCACGAAAACUUUCAAACCUACAACCAGACUCAUUGCUACAGAUGCGACCAGGGAUUUGAAAUCGAUUCCAAUUUCAAAUGCGUUCCGAAAUGUGACAAUCCCUGCGUCAACGGGACGUGCGACGCACCCAACACUUGUUCAUGUUCUUCGGGUUAUAGACUCGGAGAUAACUUCACAUGUGUCCCGGUAUGCGACAGUUGUGUUAACGGGAAGUGCGUGGCUCCUAACAGUUGUGUUUGCCUGGAAGGUUUCGUAGCUAUCAAUGAUACUCAUUGUGAACCAGACUGUGAGGAUUGUGUUAACGGCGUUUGCUCAUCACCUGGUGUUUGCGAAUGUAAUGAAGGUUACACAAAAGACAAUGGUGUUUGCGAAGCAGUCUGCAAUAAUUCAUGUGUUAACAGCAUCUGCUCUGAACCUAAUGUUUGUACGUGCUACGAGGGUUACCAGAGGAAUGAAACGUAUCCUAACGUAUGUUUCAAGCUCGAUGACAACUGUAAUGGCACAUGCAACCUUCAAGGGGAUGGAGUUUGCGAGAGUACGAUCAUGUGA